UUUUUUUUAACGAAACCCCCUUUUGUUUUAUUCUGCGGAAUUCUCAAUCAAAAACCCUAAUUUUAUUUACGCUUCCAUUACCCCAAUUUUCAACUAUUCAAUUUCGUCCUGAAAAAACCCUAGCUUUUGGAUCGCGCUUAGGAGUUCGAAUUUCGUAGAAUUAGAUUCGAUUUUGUAGAUUUUUUUUUGAAAUUACAUGGAUUUCUGAUCAUAAAGUUGAGAUCUUUCAACGAUUCAGCUGGUGGGUUGUCUCUUCAAUUCUUGCCCCUUUCAUUGUUUAGCUCUGGUGAGAAUAGUAGUGCUCUGCAUUACACGUUUGGGUCCACAAGUUGUGUCUCAAGAUCGAGGUUUAUAGUUUUUGGGGCAUUAGAAUUUCAUUACAUAUUCUUUAGAAGCUGAAGGCUGUUCAAUUUGGCAUAGAUUUGACACGUAAGGAAUAUUUUCAACGAAGCAGUUCAAUUAGCACUGCUACUUGUAGUGGCUUGAUGCUGAAGGCAGUAUGCCGGUUAUAGUCGAGGGAAAUGCAAAGGUAUCAUGCUGGCAGCUGCACUAGUGCAGUUAAUAACAAUACAAUUGGUGGGCCAUCGGCUAGAGACAUUGGAAGAAUUGAUUCAUCUUCCUUGCCACCCAACUUUCCUGUUAGUUCAAGGAAGCUAGAAAUGAGUGUUACGGAAAAUCCAAAGAAAACUGAUGCUCCGCCAAUUGUUAAGUUGAAUAAGGCCUUGAAAUUGGCUGAGGUAUGGGUAAAAAAUAUGAGCGGAUCUGCUGGUGAUGAAACAACAAAUGUGGAUACGGAGGGUCGACCUCAAAGGCUUGGUCUAGGUGCAAAAGUACCACGACAAUCCAAUGUAGUGCUUUCAGAUGAUCCCGUUGAAAGGAGAUUGCAUUCCAAAUUGGCUGCUGAAAAAAGAAAAGCAGCCAAUAUUGCCAAAGAUGAAGGCACCAACUCCUGUGGCGUUUUAGAUGAUGAUGAUGAAGACAACGAAGACGAAAGCAGAACUAAUGCUUUUGCAAAGAGGAAGGCACCAGCUCCUGUGACCCUAUCUAUACCGGGAAAUAAGAAGCAGAAGUGACACUAUUAUGAAUCCUAUUUUUAUGUAGGCUUUGCGUUGUCUCGCUUAUUUUGCAUUUACUUUGCUGUCUGCAGUACUUUUCUUUUGGAAGCCAUUGCUCAUUAGCCAUUUGUUGGAAUGUAGUUCUUCACUUGAGGAGAAUAUUCAAAAGUAACUUAGCUCUUCACCUACCAAAUUGGCAACUUAGCUACCUUAGGAAUUCCUAGAUGAGUGAGUAAUCCUGGUUUUAGUGACCACAUUCUAAUUAUCCCCUCUUAGUGUUGUUAAGGAUCUUAAUUGUGACAAGGGAAAUAAACAGCAAUGUUCAAAUUGGAAAUGAUAUGUAUUGUGGUAUAUAUUUGGUCUGUUUGUCAUUGUAAACGUUUAAACUUGUACUAAUUUUAGCAAAUGAUUGGUGCCUCCUGUUGUGGAACAUACAUCAAUAUAUGGUUUUUCUGUUUGUAUAA
Molecule: messenger RNA, 1519 nt
Organism: Medicago truncatula (barrel medic)
Lineage: Eukaryota; Viridiplantae; Streptophyta; Magnoliopsida; Fabales; Fabaceae
Exons: 6
Coding region: 522-1073 (183 amino acids)
Source: RefSeq, a predicted model, not a curated record